Pan troglodytes (chimpanzee) is the source of this 3250-nucleotide messenger RNA. It is a transcript of the gene GNPDA2, whose product is annotated as glucosamine-6-phosphate deaminase 2. Bases 204 to 983 code for a protein of 259 amino acids. Gene Ontology annotation, molecular function: glucosamine-6-phosphate deaminase activity; identical protein binding. The record is from RefSeq and is a predicted model, not a curated record. Lineage: Eukaryota; Metazoa; Chordata; Mammalia; Primates; Hominidae. Gene Ontology annotation, biological process: D-glucosamine catabolic process; N-acetylglucosamine catabolic process; carbohydrate metabolic process. Gene Ontology annotation, cellular component: cytoplasm. The transcript is spliced from 7 exons.
GGUGCGCAUGCGCAGCGCCCGCCAGCCACGCCGCGGUUCCUUCCUGCGCCUUUAUCUGCAUCCGGGUCCGUGGGAUUCGCGCUCCACUGGUCAGCUGGGGUCGCUCUCGGGUGGUUGGGUGUUGCUUGUUCCCGCUGUUCCAGCGUCGAAGAACCAUUGGGUCUGCCGGUUUGAACUUGUUCUGGAAGCUGUGCGUCACCGUAAUGAGGCUUGUAAUUCUUGAUAACUAUGACUUGGCUAGUGAAUGGGCAGCCAAAUACAUCUGUAAUCGCAUCAUUCAGUUCAAACCUGGACAGGACAGAUAUUUUACACUGGGUUUACCAACAGGGAGUACACCUUUAGGAUGCUAUAAAAAACUAAUAGAAUAUCAUAAGAAUGGACACCUUUCUUUUAAAUAUGUGAAGACCUUUAAUAUGGAUGAAUAUGUAGGACUUCCAAGAAAUCAUCCUGAAAGCUACCAUUCUUAUAUGUGGAAUAAUUUUUUUAAGCAUAUCGAUAUAGAUCCUAAUAAUGCACAUAUCCUUGACGGGAAUGCUGCAGAUUUACAAGCAGAAUGUGAUGCUUUUGAAAACAAAAUAAAAGAAGCUGGAGGAAUAGAUCUUUUUGUUGGAGGAAUUGGUCCAGAUGGUCAUAUCGCUUUCAAUGAGCCUGGAUCCAGUUUAGUGUCAAGGACAAGAUUAAAGACUCUAGCAAUGGAUACCAUCUUGGCAAAUGCCAAAUAUUUUGAUGGAGAUUUAUCAAAAGUGCCAACUAUGGCUCUAACUGUUGGUGUGGGGACAGUGAUGGAUGCUAGAGAAGUAAUGAUCCUUAUAACAGGGGCACACAAGGCAUUUGCCCUGUACAAAGCAAUAGAAGAAGGAGUCAAUCACAUGUGGACUGUUUCCGCUUUCCAGCAGCAUCCCCGGACUAUUUUUGUAUGCGAUGAAGAUGCUACUUUAGAAUUAAGAGUUAAAACUGUGAAAUACUUUAAAGACCAUUCAUGAGAGGAUAGCUGCACUGCAUCAAGAGGACACAGUAUUUUCCACUUUGGAGCUGUCUGUAUUUCUGAAGAGGUUUCAGGGUAUCAGCCUGUUAGGAUACCUCCUUCAAUAUGAAGACAGAAUUUAGACAUUCUGGGCUACAUAUGGGCCUCAUUUUACAGCAUUUUAGUAAAGGGCAGAGAAAUUGAAUAUUCUUAAAUAAACACAUUUCAAAUGUAGUUUGUAUACUUUUCAUACCUCCAUUGAGUUACUAGUAUAUCAAAAUACUGGAGGAUGUAAAUUCCUAUAAUUGUCAUCCAUAACUCUUCAAAUUCCAUUCACAUCACUACCCUUUCUUCUGUCAUCACUAAAAAGUGCUGACCAGAAUCUUAAAGGGUUUUAUUUAGUGCCUAGAUAAGAUCUAGGUUAACUAGAUCCAAAACAAUAAAAAUUGUCAGUAAAUGCAAGUUUAUUUCAAUAUAUACCUAUAUAACGGUAUAUACCUUUUGAAAGAUACAAGUUAAUCACAAGACAACAAGUUUAGUACACGUGGGGAUUUGUUUUAUUCAUUCUCGCUUUUCAUUUUUGCUUUUUAAAUAGAACAGCUUUGAUUUUUAGUAUAUGACAUCAUCAUCAUGAAUUUUUUUCUCUUACUUUGUAUUUAGGCUCCACCUCAGUAGUUUGACAAAGGUAGAAUGAGUUCAUUUUGAGUCAAAACCAUAAAAGUUACUUUGUAUAGACAUUGGUUAGAAUCUGUGACAUUUAACCUUUCUUCUGGUAACGUUUCAGGAAGUCUGGUGCAUUUUUAUCAGAAGAAUUAUUUCUGUUUGACUUAAGUAGCAAUUAUUUAUUUAUAUAAAAUCCGUAUGUAGAAAGUUGUCAGUUUUUACCUAAAGUCACAGUAAAUAUUUGACUUAAUAUCUAAAAAGCAAUUAAUAGAAUUUUCAAAAUAAUUAUUUCUAGUUUGGAAGCAGUCCUAUUUGAUGUAUAAAAGAUAUAUCCAAUGUAUAGUAAAGAAAAAAAUUUUAUAAAGGAGUUGAAUUUUUAAUAUUUACUGAUAUUUUAAUUUGCAUGUAUUUUAAAGCUCUGUGUAUUCUUUCCGUAAUCAAAGUUGUUAGCAAAUGACAGAUGAAUACUAUUUAAGUAGAAAAAUGAUCCUCUACAAAGGGAUACUCUGGAAAAUGUUGCAUCUUCUAGAUCAUACAGCUGAUAUUACCCUUAUCUUUGUUGUCCCCUCUCCUACUGGACAUGAAGUUUCAGGUGACCUUCAAGUAGGCUGUUGAGAAGCAUUCUCUCACUUUCAUUCAGUUGCAGGACUAGUGAAUGGAAUGCUUCCCCCUUCCCUCCUUUAGAGUCCCAUUCUUAUGGUUAGAAUUUCUCCUACUACACAAACACUUCCCAGUACUCUUUGCUUGUCCCUUAAAAGUGGGUCUUUCUCAAAGCUGGGAUUUUAGAGUCCUUUUUGCAGCCUUUCUGACAAGGAACAUCUGUUUACUAACAAGCAACCUAUCUCUCCAAUCCAGUAAUCCCAUUUCCUGCAAAACCGCAUUAAGUGCCUUUCCCCACCCUCCCAUGUUCUUAAUACCUGGAAAACUUAACUCAUUUCUUUACCCUCCAAAAUAUAAAAUCUCUGGUUCAUUAACUGGGUCAAAGACAGUCUUUUUAGAACUUUUUUCUCCCCAAAGAAAUAUAGUACUGAGGCAUUAAAACAGGAGUAACUGGAAGAUCAGCUAUUUCCCAAGCAGCUUCCAUAGCUAAGAGCAGUCUGCAAGUAUAUGUACCAAUUACAAAAUGAAAGUUAUAAUCUACCUGAUUUAAAAUCGUAAUUUCUAUUCUGAAUUAAAUGAUUUAAUACAGGUUGUUUUCUGUCUUGUUUUAGUAACCCUCCCUCAGUGUAGAAUUUGUAAUCAACCUUUGUCAUAAAUACAUAUGCCAAACUAUUGGAAAGUAAUUUGCCAGAUGAAUGGAUAGGGUAAUGUAUUAAGAGUGAGACAGCAGUUCUGAGCCCCUGGCUGGAGUCUAGUAGAGGAACUGCCAGAGGAUCAAUAUCAACAUAGACUUUUAGAUAUAAUUAAAACCUAUUAUCUAAGUCAGUAUUCAAAUUUGUCAUGCUUAAUCUCUUUGAAGACAAGAAAUGCUCUUCUGGUUACUCCCAAAGUACCUGUACACAUUCUAGAUCUGCACUGUUACAUAAUUAUAAAUUGGUAUUUGCUAGGUAGAUAAAACUUAAGACAUUCUGAAACAUUUCUAUUUGUACUUUUUCAAUAAACUUGACUAUAUCAAGAUGGAAA